This is a messenger RNA of Halichondria panicea, 1825 nucleotides long. Its product is annotated as endoglycoceramidase-like. Lineage: Eukaryota; Metazoa; Porifera; Demospongiae; Suberitida; Halichondriidae. The record is from RefSeq and is a predicted model, not a curated record. The transcript is spliced from 16 exons. The coding region runs from base 203 to 1693 and encodes 496 amino acids. Gene Ontology annotation, molecular function: hydrolase activity, hydrolyzing O-glycosyl compounds.
UAUCAUAUGACUUUUAAUUGUAAAUACAUGUCGCAUGACUUUUAAUUGUAAAUACAUGUUGCCUCUGCUGAUUUAUUGUAGGAUGGUCUGACUGAGUGAAAAACGGCUGUGAAGUGAGCGCAGGUGGCUUUUAGUUUACUGUUUUAACUCCACAAGAAGUCUACAUAUAUAUCUACUAGUCUACUACUACAGUACAGAGACAAUGAUAACCAUGAUAACCAAAGGCCUGUCUGCAGUGGUAUUAUUGUUCGUGUUUACAUCCACCAGGGUAUUGGCGUCCCCGGACAUACUGCAAGUCAACACAACCACACAUCGGAUAAUAGAUGGCACUGGGAGGGAGCGAUAUUUCCAUGGUGCCAACGUGGUAGUGAAGGGUCCCCCCUGGAUACCGCGCACGGACAAGUUCGACCCAUACUGGAGCUUUUGUGAGGAGGACAUGAAACUAUUACAGAGCUGGGGACUCAAUGCUAUCAGGUAUGGUAUGAUGUGGCCGGGGGUCGAGCCUGAGAAUGGACAGUACAACGAUACCUACCUUGCUGCCUCCAGGGACAUCAUCAACAAAGCUGGAGAGUAUGGCAUCCACACGAUAUUGGACAUGCACCAGGACGUCCUCUCAGAGAAGUUCUGUGGGGAGGGAAUACCAGACUGGGCCGUGGACGUGGGAAAUGCCAAAGACUUUCCAUUUCCAUUGGAUACACCGUAUACCUAUGACAAGGAGGCUGGUUACCCCACAACGGAGGACUGUGCCAAGCAUGACUGGUCGUCCUAUCAGGUUGCUCACGCCACAGGGGCUGCUUAUCAAGCUCUGUACAACAACUCAAAUGGUCUGGCUGACAAGAUGGCGGCGUUCUGGGGAAGAGUGGCUCAAGAGUUUGCAGAUAAUGAGUACGUCCUCGGUUAUGAGCUCAUCAACGAACCGUGGGCAGGUGACAUCUACGAAAAUCCUGAGCUGUUAGUGCCCACUGAAGCUGAUAAAAUUAACCUGGCUCCCUUCUACGAAAUUCUGAACCCAAUGAUCAGGAAAUACGACGACAAACACAGUGUCUACUUCACGAGUGUCACAUGGGACGAGACUAGAGUUGGAUUCAGUCAAGUACCCGGUGGCCACGAGUACCAGAACAGGAGCGUGUUGGCAUGGCAUUUCUAUAUUCCCCCUCAGUUAAAUGACGCUAUCACAUUCUAUGAGAGGCAGAAGGACAUUGAGAAACUCGGCUGUGCAGGUUUCGUCACUGAGUUUCGACUUGGAGAUAAAACUACUCUAGCAAAAGCUGAUGAGUAUCUCAUUUCGUGGACUGGCUGGGACUACAAGGCCUACGUCCCCAUCACUGGUUCGAGCAAUGGCUUCUGGAAUGGUGUGAACGGCACCCUCAACACUGACCUCGUCAAGACUAUGAGUCGGACCUAUGCCCAAGCUGUGGCCGGUGUUGCUAUGGAGAUGAAAUUCGACCCCGAUAGCCUCAAGUUUUCUCUCAAAUACACCAUCACUGACGCUUGCUCUUCCACUGUUACAGAAAUUUACCUUAACGAGGACAUACACUAUCAGAUGGGGUACACUGUUACCUUGGAAACUAGCGACAAGGAUGGUGGUGGUGUAAUGUGGUCCUCUCCCAAACAUAACACAGUUCAAGUUCAGCAUGAUCCCACCCUCCCCCACGGCUCUAUCGUUACAGUCACCAUAGAAGCAAAGAGUUAGAGAGAAAAUGACUUCUAAUAAUAAACUGUACAUUAUAUUAACAUGACUACUAUUUAUAUGCAGUUUAUAUUCAUAUUAUGCUGGCAUCUCUGUUGUAAUCAUAAUAAUUAUUUGAUAAUUAUUGGCACAAAA